Molecule: messenger RNA, 3824 nt
Organism: Hyposmocoma kahamanoa
Lineage: Eukaryota; Metazoa; Arthropoda; Insecta; Lepidoptera; Cosmopterigidae
Exons: 17
Source: RefSeq, a predicted model, not a curated record
GGACAAAGUAAUCGAGCGCUGGGUGGAGCUGAUCGCGCGGUGCGCCCACGCGCGCGGCGGCGGCGGCUCCCGCGUGCUGUGCGCACGCGCCGCUCCGCUCGCGCAGCCCUACCAGUACUGCUAUCUGGAGAGAGCAUCCCCACCCCAAUCGUUUCAAGAGCGUCGCCUUGCUAUAGUAGAAGGAGCAGCAUGGGUAAUGGUGCGUGUUGGGGCAGGCGAGGCGGAAGCCAAGCUCAUGUUGGGGGCGAGGGUCAACGGGUGCAGCGCUCCGUCGUACACCAGCAAAGUUCCGCUGACACAUCCGUUGGCUUUGCUGCAUUAUACAUCAGCUCAAAAGGGUUACUACGCUGUAGCGGUUGGUACACCAUCGUCAAUAGUCUGCGCAGAACGAGCUUCCACUUGGCAACUCUGGCAUCCAGCUUUGGAGGCCAAUUUGGACGCUCACACUUCAGAAAUGUCUACGGUAGCUAGAAUAGCUGGAGCCUUGAACGCCUUGCUUGACCGGAUGAGGGAGGGAGGUUAUCAGGGCACUCUCCGAGUCCUCAGUCGGUACGCAGCUAGCUGUGCCUUCCGUCGGCGCCUCGAUAGAUGUGCUGUCUACUCGCAGCCAGCCGCGAGGUGCUGUGUCUCUUCGCAUGCUUCUCAUCAUUUGCUCCUGAUUUUGGAUUCGUUACUCUAUCUCUGUGAAAAAGGAGGUAUGGCAGGGUACAUUUAUCCAGUAGAGAGAAGUUCAGUUGUACGACGGGGAAGCAGAGAUUCUGAUUGGUCGACAGACGCUGCCUGUAUCAGGUGUUGUCUGACCCAUUUACAUCAAGCUGCAGGCGAGGAUUUACCUCUAAGUCCAUCAGAAUCUCUCGAAGGAGCUCUUUUCAACAAAUGGGAGAACCUGAACCGCGAGGCUAAGGCAUCUAUGGCUAGUACCCCGAACUACAGUCGAAGACAGCUCAAGUACUUGUGGCGGGUGGCUAGUGAGCUGGUUACGUGCAAGAGUUUGGUAGCUGUGGAAAACCACAGUAACUUCAAAGCAAACCUGAUCCAGGUGACCUCCCUGAACCAAGAGGCAAUAGAAGAUCUCAUCCACAUAUUGGCCAUCAUGCUGGAUCAAGCGAGAGACGUGUAUCUGAACAACUUUCAAGCCGUGCUGGGAGAUUUUAAUAGAGAAUUGUCUACUUAUAGGUCAAAGAAAUGGAACAAGCUAAAGGACUAUUACGAUGCAUCGUCAUCUUGCCUCAUCGAUGCAGUCCGCCGGGACCCUGACCUACGCAAGGAAGAUCUGUUGGACGAGUUGAAUAUCAUGAAAUAUAUACUGCAUUGGCUUCAUAAGGGGGCGAAAGAAGACAAGAAGUACUUAGGUCCAGUGUUGAAGCCAUACUUAGAUGGUUUAUUUGCUAGCUCGAUGGAGAAUGGCUGGUUUCUAGAUGAGUUUGACGCCAAAAGGUGUGCGAAUGAAUUUGAAGGUCUAAAAGAAUACUGCACGGGAGUUCAUGACAACAGCAUAGAGCCUUGCAUGGGUCUGUUAGAUGCUGCCAAGAAACUUGCCUGGGCCAAAGCAUUGGUGGACUUCAUUGACCGGUUUCGGCAUAUUGACUUCCGACUGGUCUUUCCGACAGGCGAUGGAAUGGCUAUAUCUUUCCCGGCAAAGCUGCCUUCACGCCGAGAGCACAGUUCCGCGAGAAUAUUGACCUUGAGUAGAAGUGAUAAAGCUGAAGCCAAAUUAAGACUGGCCAGGCGAUGUGUUUUGGGAGCAUUUGCAACUGCACUCAUGGGAGAUAGAUGCCCAAAACCCAAGAAGAUGGCACGGCACGAGAGCACAGACGAAAUCUUGAAAAGCGCUAAAAAUGGCAAUUACUGGAGGACCAGCAAACCUGACAUCAUACCAUCUACUUCCGUGCAAGACAUCAGGGAACUCAGUUCUUUAGACAACCUUCCAAGAGUCGUCCGUAGGAAAUCUCGUCGCAGCAGACCCGCAACCUCCUACGGAUUUCCAGAAAUCUCCAUCACCAAUCAAUCUGAUACUAAAACUAUGCGGCGCAAGUACCAUACCCUAAAGAGCCUGGUAUAUACAGAGCCAGUGGAAAACAUCAAAGAGAUGAGAAGGCGACCAAGAUCUGCUGGGUCUACGAUAAGGAAUAAGGAAGCUAUGAGCAGGCCUAGUAUUUUGGAGACUUUGGACUUUAUUAAUGGUGUUAAAGAAGCUUUAUGUGUGGAAGAAUCAGGCGCAUCAGAUACUGAAGAUACAGUAUGGUCAAUAGAAGACGAAUGGCUGGUAGGACAAACUGCCCCCCUGAAUCUCUUGGCCAUUCGAUCAGGAAACCAGGGUCUGCAUCUUGCUUUGGGAGAAUUGAUUCCAGCUCUUUUGCAUUCGGGAAGAUUUACUGUAUUACAAGAGCUAUGUACCUACUUAGGGAAUGCCAGUGAAGGUGCUCUAUUUGCAUUACACAGAUUGGCUAGAGCUGCCCGCUCUAGGAGUAGUGAAAGAUCUACUAGUUCGUGGCGUCUUCCGGAGGCUCAAGGACCAACAGUGGAGUCUCCGCAGAAGUACCGCGCGCGGCCACCCGACUACAUGUCGGGGGAUGAAGCACCGCAACCGUUGCAACCGCCGCAGCCACCACCGCUGCCUAGACACGCGAGUAGGGAGAAGAUGGUAAAGCGCUACUCAGACUACCUACCUCCAAAAAGACUACAAGACCUGGAACAAGAUUUAGACUACCUAGAACAUGUCAACUCCCGUCUUAAUCUGCAAACAACUUUAAACAACAAUUACACGGGCAUUAUAAAUCCAAUAUACGACAUUAAGAUGCCUAAAGACAAAUUCAGCGUCAAACGAUCUAAAUCCCUAGGUCGUAGCUUUAGUACAAAAAAUUUAGGUAUAGAAAUUACCAGAUACAACCUAACCUUAGGUCACAAAGGAGGAAAAAAGACGAAUGAUGUUUUGACGGCUGUCAACAGUAUAACAGGAGAGACGGGACUGGAGCCGAAAAGUAAUUUCUUCCAAAGAAAUAAUGCAGCUAACGUCGUAGGAGAUUCAUAUAGAGUUAGUAGAUAUACUAUUGACUGAUGAUACAUCAAAUCAGCCUGUACAUGGCCACAUAAAAUUUCUCACAGUGCAGAGCUGUAGCACACACCUACUGAUAUCAUAUUCAUGCUCUCUGCCAACAACCUCCAAAGAACGUGCUGGUCUCACAGUCAAAUAGUAGUCCGGAUAUUGGCUACAGGCAAAACUCUCAGCUAACGUCUAUGGAAAUUGAGACGAUAGCUAGAAUGGGAUGGAACCUGCAGCUUGAUUUUGAUUGCUUCUUCAGAUCGGAAACUGCGUCUUUUCCGAGUCGAGGCGCAUAAUUGCCAUUCAUAGCUGGCGGAUCGGAAACUUUUGACAUUUCAAAUCGGAACAAUAGUUUAUUUAAUUCAUAACUUAGAAAUAUAUACUAGGAAUCAGGAUCAUCUUCUCGCUUGGAAACCCUUCUGAUUUCGAGACUCGGGUGGGCUACCCGAUCGGAUCAAUUCCAAUUUGAAUUAAAAUCUAAGCUAAUAAUAAUAAUGCCAGACAUUACACCAAUUUGGUCUCAAAUCCUAUAAUAGCCAGAAUAAAUAUAGAAAGGUUCAUAUCCCAAAUUGGACCUACCGGGAAUUCAAUCCGGAGCCUCUUCAUCCAGUGCAAAUCACAACGAAGUCGUCCAAUUCGUCAACCUUAACUCGUGCUAAAGCUUCGUACAAGAUUUUUGCCAAAGUUUUGGACCUCAAGGGCCAUGGACGUAACUUCUCGCUUUUGAGCUUUCAGUACGUGUUCUGGGAGACUCCGGUGACCAACAGACUGGUGGCUACUU